Molecule: messenger RNA, 827 nt
Organism: Drosophila kikkawai
Lineage: Eukaryota; Metazoa; Arthropoda; Insecta; Diptera; Drosophilidae
Product: ubiquitin-conjugating enzyme E2 L5
Source: RefSeq, a predicted model, not a curated record
UUCAACUUUAGUUGAAAAUACAGCAUAACAUCCAUCACAACACUCACCACAAAACAGAAAAACCUGUCAAAUUAUAAUUUAUAAAAUUAAAACAUCACCAAGAUGGCCAAGGAAGAACUCCUUAUGGAGGGCCCCAAGCGGCUCAAUCACGAGCUGGCUUUGAUGCUGGAGGAUACCAAGAACCUGCAGUUCCGCAACUUAAUGCCCGAGACGAAUAACCUCUUCAAGUGGACGGCCCUGCUCAUGCCAGAAACGCCGCCUUAUGACAAGGGUGCCUUCAAGCUGGAGAUUGACUUCCCGCAGGACUAUCCCUUCAAGCCGCCGCGCUUUCACAUCAACACAAAGAUCUAUCAUCCGAAUGUGAAUGAACGCGGCCAGGUGUGCAUGCCCAUUCUGGAGGCGGAGCAUUGGUUGCCCACGGCUCGCAUUGACCAGGUGCUUAUGGUGCUGCUGGCCACCAUUAAUACGCCGCAGGUGGAGAAUGCCUGGAACAUGGAUAUGGGCGGCGAGUAUCUCAAUGAUCCAAAGAGAUUCCAAAAAAUGGCCGAGGCCUGGGUGCAGAAGUACGGUGAGCCAAGGCCCACGGAGCAGGAAUUGGCCAAGUUUGCACGGAAGCGGAAGAAGAUGAUGGCCAAGAACUAGGGCCCGAGUCGAGACUACAAAUAAAUAAUAGUAAAGUGAAAAACGAGAGUGUAACUUAAUUAUCCUUGAAGCUUACACAGGAAUAUGCCCGUAACUUUCUCUCCUUUCCGAAAAAUCCUUUUGUUGGAACAAAUUCCAAACCAAACACUAUUAAAAUCGUAUUCGUUUCUUGUUUAUUGCCGCAA